This is a messenger RNA of Closterium sp. NIES-67, 175 nucleotides long. The record is from the annotation of a GenBank genome assembly. Lineage: Eukaryota; Viridiplantae; Streptophyta; Zygnematophyceae; Desmidiales; Closteriaceae.
UGGGGGGGAUGGGUGGGAGGGGAUGGGGAGGGGAUGAGUGGGAGGGGAUGGGUGGGAGGGGGGGGGGGGGGGGGGGGGGGGGGGGGGGGGGGGAUGAGUGGGAGGGGAUGAGUGGGAGGGAUGGGGAGGGGAUGAGUGGGGAGGGGGGGGGAUGAGUGGGAGGGGAUGAGUGGGA